GCUGCGUUGUCGUGUCGUCCAAUUGUUGUAGUGUUACGGAACAGCACUAAUUCCCAUUGCUGCUGGUCAUUCUGUUGGCACUGAUCUAAGUCGCUGACGUUCGACAAAGUGCAGAGAGCAUCGUUCUUUCGACUAGUACUCGUGGCGGCGAGUUUCUUGACCAAAAUUUUCUCCCACAAAAGCCGUCAGCACAGCAGAAGGUAUCGGAUUGCAAAACCUGCUCUUAUUAGUACCCUAACUUGUCACCCUGCAUCGGUCAGUUUGCUAGUCGACAUCAGCUGGAGCGGUAACAUUUUAUUCCUUCACCUAUAUGAAAUACAGGGGAGAGUCAAGAAAGCAGAGAAAUCAACAAAAAAGUAACAAGGAACAACAAUAACAAGAUCAACAACAGCGUGUGUUUUUGUGCGUGUCUUGUGGAUUGCAGCUACGCGUUGAUCUGCAGAUGUGUGUAAUCGGUUUACUCAAAUGCUUAUGAUGAGUAUGCUAAUCGAUGUGUGUGAAGUGAAUGCUUAAAUGUCACGAGUCAUCAUGAGGUUGGCACGCUCAAUUGCAAUGGUGUUUGCCUUUGAAUUGAGGUGUUGUCGAGGUAUGUUCAAGUGUUAGGGCAUCGUAUAUAAACAAAGAGAAUAACCCGAGAAAACGAAGAAACAAAAGGAUCGAAGACUAGGGAAGAUAUCAUUUGGUGUGUGCUUAGUGCAUCUGCUGAUAUCUAAUGUGUCCUGGUGAAUUAAGGGACACAGUAAGAUGACGAUAAUAAUGAUAGUGGUGAUUGUGGACGGAUAUGAGCAUCAGUUGCACAUAGUGGACGAUGCCUUGUAGAGUGUGGCCAGGAUAGAGCGGGGCCACCGUGCACUGUCCAGAACCACUUCUGGACACCUGCUGGCUUCUUCAUCUCACGAGGACGGGGUUAGAAGCCUCGUGGUGAAGUCGUUAUGGAGGAUUUUAACUUUUCAACAACAGCGGCCCCGAGGCGAAGAAAAAUGAAAGCGCUAGCCCCUGGUGUACUUCUACUUCUCAUCAUAAAAGUGAACGUGGCCUGGUCGAUGUAUCCAGUGGAAAGGGGGCCGACGUUUGUACUAGAGCCACCAUCCUCAAUGGAGUUUUCCUCCGAUACGGGGGCCGUCGUGCCUUGUAGCGCUCAGGGUCAACCUAGCCCUCAAGUACGAUGGGAGAAACGCGAUGGUACUCCAGCAGGGCCCAUUGCCGGAGUGCGGGACAUCCGGCCAGACGGCUCGCUGCUCUUUCACCAGUUUAAAGUGACACAGUUCCGGCCCGACGUGCACGCCACAGCUUAUCGUUGUGUUGCCUACAAUCACGUAGGCCUCAUCAAGAGUCGUCUCGUACAGAUCAAAGGAGUUGUGGCUCACCAAUUUACCGCAUCCGUGUUCGACGCGUACGCUGUGCGGGGUAAUUCAGCUCUUUUACGGUGUCACGUGGCUACCAAUGUCCGCGAAUUCGUUAGGGUGUCUUCGUGGACGCGACAGGAUGGAGUGACAGUCGGCACUCUCGGCGACACAGGGUUAGAUAAGCGGUACGUGAUGUUAUCCUCAGGGGAACUACUUAUCCGAUUGGCAAAACCGGCGGAUUCGGCGCACUCCUUCAAAUGUACCUUACACAACGUAUUGACAGGACAAAGCACCGUUAGUCAAAAUGGUGGCAAAAUCAUUGUUACAGAGGCAAAUGGGGUGAUUCCAGUGAAGAUUACAGAAUAUCGGAGCAGUGUACACGUUGAGGAGGGUGACAGAGCGUACUUACCUUGUAUCAGCCAAGGGCAUCCAACACCGACAUCAAACUGGUACCGCACUGAUAGCACAGGUGCCCUCAGUCCCGUAUUGCCAUCGGACCGUUUUCAACUUCUCGAAGGUGUACUGAUAAUAUCGUCUUCGUCACCCAGUGAUUCGGGCCGGUACGUCUGCAUGGUCAACAACUCCGCGGGCGAAGAACGUGCCCAGAGCGACCUCUACGUUACUGUUCCGCUGAUAGCGCGUGUCGAGCCCAAUAUCCAAGUAGUGGACGUUGGCCGGACAGCAAACAUGUCAUGCCGCAUUAGCGGACAACCGGUCCACUCUGUUGUCUGGACAAAGGACGGCCAACCGCUCAGUAAAAGCCCACGCUUCAACCUGCUUACCACCGAUAUUUUGCAAGUGCUCGAAAUUUCACCGGUGCAUCGUCAGGACCGUGGAAUGUACCAAUGCCAAGUGGCUAACGCCAAAGAUUCCGCACAGGGAACUGCCCAACUCAUUAUCGGAGAGGAUGCACCCGUAUUGGAGCACGCUUUCCGCGAGCUGACUCUUAAACCGGGCAGUAUGGCAUCGUUGAAAUGCUCAGCCUCUGGAAACCCCCUACCCCAAAUUACGUGGACAUUGGAUGGGCAGCCUGUACCAGAAGUCUAUCACAUUCGAAUCGGUGAUUACGUCUCUGGAGAACGAUCUGUUCACAGCUACGUUAACAUAACUGCCGUACGCGUGGAAGAUGGGGGCGUUUAUACGUGCGCAGCCCGAAACGGUGUUGGUCGCGCUGAGCAUUCGGCAAGGUUGCAAGUGCAUGGUAAACCGCAUAUUCGUGCAAUGGCGCCGGUCACUGCACUUGCCGGACGAACCGUGCACGUGCAUUGUCCUGCUGCUGGAUACCCCCUUAAGAGCAUUCAUUGGAUUAGAGAUAACCGUACAUUGCCCCAGAAUCAUCGUCAAAAAACGUUUGACAAUGGGACACUGGUAAUAGCUGAUGUAGAACGGCGGACUGACGACGGCCAGUAUACCUGUGUCGUCACUGGAGAUCACAAUGUCGUCGUCUCAAAGCAGCUCAAGCUAACCGUUAUGAUUCCGCCAAUAGUAAACCCAUUUACUUUCCCUGAAGACCUCACUCAAGGCAAGCGCGCCGGAGCGGCGUGCAUUGUAUCUGACGGCGAUUUGCCCAUCCGAAUCGCGUGGCUAAAAGAUGGCCAGCCCUUACCAUCCAGUCUAAAAGCGUCUAUUAGCGCGGCUAAUGAUUAUACCUCGUUUCUCUCAUUUACUUCUGUGGAUCAGCUACACUCGGGCAAUUAUACUUGUGUAGCCACCAACCCGGCAGCAGCUUCGAAUUAUACCGCACCUAUGGUCGUACAAGUACCCCCAAGGUGGCUAACGGAGCCUCUGGAUCGACAUGCCAUCGUUGGAGAGCCGAUCGUCUUCGACUGUCAAGCGUCAGGUCACCCGCUACCAGUUAUUCGUUGGAAAAAGCAACAAAAGAGCGAUUUCGCUGUGAUUAUUAGCAACGCUAACAUUCAGAUUCUCGAGAAUGGAUCGCUAUCAAUACGAGAGGUUUCGCGAGAAGACGCAGGCCCCUACAUGUGUCAGGCCGUAAAUGGAGUGGGACCAGGCAUCUCUAAGGUCAUCAAUCUUGAUGUGCAUGUGGCGGCCCAUUUCGAACGAAAGUUCCAGGCGCUCACUGUGCGGCGUGGUGAUAGCUUCCAGCUAAAUUGCCGAGCCAUUGGAGAGCCACCGCUUGUUGUGACAUGGACUAGGGAUCGGCAACCUUUCAGUCCUAAUCUUGAACCUCGAUAUGUAGUGCAGGAGCUGAAUACAAAGGAAGUUCUUGAAUACAAAAUACACGUAGCGACCGCUGAGCGAAGGGAUUCAUCGCUUUUCAGCUGUUAUGCCGAGAACGCCUUCGGAAGGGACGACACCAACUUUCAGGUGGUGGUCCAGGAACCUCCUGAAAAACCACGGGAAGUAGACGUAGCUUCAGUAAGCAGCCGUUCAGCUACGUUAACAUGGCAACAUCCAUACAGUGGCAACAGCCCCAUCAUCCGAUAUAUUCUUGAGUUCAAAAAAUCCAAAGCGAGUUGGGAAAUUGCGCAGGCGAGUACGGUUGAGACGGCGGAACCGCGCGUAGUCGUCACUUCGCUUCGACCAAAAAGCGAAUACGAGAUUCGACUGAAGGCCGAAAAUGCGCUUGGCAUGAGCGAACCCAGUCAGGCGGUCACUGUGACAACGGAUGAAGAAGCCCCAAAUUCGGUACCACGCAACAUAAAGAUCAGUCCAAUAGGAUCCUCGAGCCUACACGUUAUUUGGGACGCACCUGAAAGCGGCGAUGAUGGUCCAGCAAGUGUGCAGGGCUAUUACGUGGGCUAUAAAGCGUCGGGUAAAGGUGGCGAGUCGUUUGCGUACAAAACGCUUGACGUGUCCGAACUUCCAUCGGGACAGCCGCUUGAGACAAAUAUCCGUGAACUCAAGAAAAGCACCAAAUAUGUAGUGGUCGUACAAGCUUUCAAUAGUAAAGGUGCCGGACCAGUGUCCGAUGAAGUGUUAGCGCAAACACUCGAAAUUGAUCCGCCCCCAGCCGCCAAUCUAAAGCUGGUGUCUUCUACGUCUUCAUCGGUUCAUCUAGCCUGGAAUAUUGCCCGUGAGCAACCGAUUAACGGGUACACUGUAUUUUAUCGUGACACAAGUGGCAGCGGAGGUCCAUGGCAGGAAAACUUCCUUCCUGCCGAAAAGGCUUCGCAUAUCGUACGAGGCCUUUCUUGUGGCCGGCCAUAUGUUUUCUAUGUAGUCGCCCAUAACGGGGCCGGAAAGGGGCCUCACAGCAACCAUGUGCAAACUAAAACCGAUGGCGCAACUCCAGUGGCACCGACAUCAAUACGGGAGUUUCUAUCGUCGAACACUACAUGCAUCUCGGUCGAUUUGUCCUCAUGGAAAAGUGGCGGCUGUCCUAUCUCCACGUUCGUCCUUCACUACCGGUUGGAAGGAGACUCCGACUGGACUAACCCGGGAUCUAGAGCUUUUGAUGCCUCAUCCAGCUCAACGACUCAGCACCCAGUGACCCUGUGCUCACUUGCGCACGCCACGUGGUACACUCUGUUAGUUGCUGCCCACAACGAGGCGGGUGCUACGGAAACCGAGUAUCCAUUCUCAACACUUACUCUACAAGGAGGGACAAUUCCACCUCCGCAUUCAACGAGGGAUAGAUCGCCUCCAUAUGGAUCAGUGACGUCUUUAAUACUGCCAUUCAUUGUCAGCCUUGUUCUUCUAGUGACGGCAGCUGUAGGAGCAUGCUUUUGGUUCGGACGGAUGAGAGGAUCAAGGGGGUGCCACCCUAGGGACCAGGGUGACAGCUCCAAAUGUUUGCAGCAUUGCAAUCAGGAUACUCUUCCGAUGGCGGUUUGGGAAAAGAUGGAAGCAAACAAGCAUGCUUCGAUGCAGUAUAUGCAGAGUCCGUGCCACGGUCAGGGGACUAUUCGCCGAGCGCCUGGCGACGCAAGCAGGGGUUUCUAUGGAGGAGAUACUCUGGGCCCCGGGGGCGUUGGAAUAGGCAUCCCAAGAGAGUGGCGAGGCGAUGAACACACUUACGACGUGCCCUUUCACCGGCAGCAGAUGCCUGGUCACCACCAGGGUACACUACACCAUGGUGUGACGAUGCACCACCAAAACCAGGCUGGCCAAGGCCAGUACCAAAUGGCCGGGCAACUGCCGGCGCAAAAUAGCAAUCAACUUAAUCACGUUUGUGAUACUGCCGAGGUGGUGUUGAUUGGAGGAAAUGGUGAGGAACUCCGGCAUCCCGCAUACCUCUAUUCCAAGCCAAAAAGGAAAUCCUCAGGUGGCGGCUGGGGCUCACCUUCACUAGGGGGAUCCCUAGGAGGCUCGUUACUAAUCGGCGGUGCCGAGGGAGGAUCAGGAUCGCCCUCGCAGACAACCCCCAGUUCAUCACCGUACCAUGAGACCGCCGCUCGCAGGGAGCAACCACACACGCACACGCUCUCUAGAAGAUGGCAUUGAGAGGGCGUUCGUGGCUUGGCCCAAAGACCAACGAGUAAGAGGCAUUCUUCUCUGGGGACGUGCCGGGGCCAGGACAAGACAGCAUGGGUACCCAAAGAAGGAGAAGGCGAAAGAGAAAGCCUGACACGCAAAUUAAUUGUGCCUUCUGUGGAUCCACUUCGACCGCUCGUAUUCGAACUGUUGUGGGGCCCCGAAGCAGUGAGGGACAGCCGUCAUUAGUGGAAAUGCGACUGCCUGCCAGCCUCAGUCCGUCAAUUGAAUGGCUGCAGCACCUGCUCUGGUCUGGAAUAGUUCUAAUACAAUUGUUCUCCAAUUUUCUAUGUGUGUUGCAGGUUCUCCUCGGAAAUGCUCGACAUGGACGAACCGUCCUAAGCGUACGAAGAUGGUCAUAGGUUUCCAUAUAUUGUAAUAUAUAUAUAAUAAUUUAAUAGGUUUAAUAUAAAUAGAUGAAAAAAAGGAUGCGACGCGAGGAGAUGCAAAAAAAAUGAAAGGUUACAAAAGAAAUAAACAAUACGGGCGAUACAAGAAGCGAAAUCGGCGAUAAGGGCGAUAAAAAGUCAGAAAUAUGUUAAAUAAAAAAGAAAUAACUUGAACACUUUAGACAUUACAACAAAGCAAACUAUGUCGAUUGGUAAACUGUAGGUGAAUCAGCCCAGCAGAAACACGACAACAAAUGACAGGACGAACGUACGCAAUGCACUAGAUAAAUCCACAUAAUGACAGCGUCAACGAAGCUAUAGCAGUGAAAGUUCUACCUAUUAUUGUCUGUAGCACCCAUAAUACCAAACGUUUGCCGAUUCUCAUCUGAGCAGUGAAGGAAGCGAAUGAUCGAGUGAAUUACUAUAGAUUGUUAUAAACAGAGAAAGACACGUAGAAAUAAAAACAUUUAUUAGUCUUUGGACAAAGGUGAUCGUGGCCUAUACUAUGUGAUUUCUCACCACGACGCAAACGGCCCAAGCUUGUCGCCCUGGCAAGGUCCUCCAUAAGGAACGGUCCUUAUGACUGUGGUUCGCUUGUAAUCGAUUGACAUGGUAAGUGAGUAUAAGACUUAAUGAUGGAUUAAAGUAUGCGACACACGUGAGGUAUCCACUAGUUAUGUACAGCUAUAAAUGAAGCAUGAUGACGAAGCUCACAGAGUCGAAAAAGAAGAGGGAAACCCCGUUAAGCAUCAAUUACGCUGAGCGGUACACUUGUAUGAAAGUCUGAAAAAGAAGAAGAUGCUAGUUAAGCCGACCGAUAAGAACUGACUCGACGAGGACGAAGCGCUGAAUCUUAAUCACUGGAAAUCGACGCAUAUAUGUACUUGAUUCUAAAAACCACUGUGGGGUAUGCUCUAUGGAUUAUUGAGGAGACGGGCUGGAGAUGGAGGGUAGUGUCGAUAAUAAUUGGAUCAGAAAGAUAAGAUGUUGCGCUCCUAUUUGUGUAAAAAAGCAUUUGUACCUGAGCGCCGUUCGGUCGUUACACAAGCCUUUAACUACAAAGUGGUUACUGUGCAAUAUUUGUUAAGAAACUAACGAAUGGUGAACGUGGUAUGAGAUGUAUAGUCAUCUACCGGAAAUGUCAAUAAACAAAUAAACGUUUUUUCUAUACAUACGUUAUUACGUGUUGUACUCUAAAGAAUUUUUCCGAUCAGCUUCGAUCGAAGAGGUGACAGUGCCUGCUUCGUGCUGAAGCAGCCAAUACAUAUAGUUGCAGUAAUACGGCUCAUAGCAAUGGGUGUUCUCUAUACGAUCUAAUUUAGACGCCACAUUGUGUAGCUAAAUAUUUCGUCUAGUUACGAGGAUCGAGCCUUGAGCGCACUGCUUAGAUACUACCAGAGAAAUUGUGCGAUUUAUUGGAUUUGAUCAGCAUCGUAUCCGUCUUAGCCUAGUAGGCUCUCAGUCGGUGCUAUAGAUAUAGCUAGAAGAGAUUAUCUCCUAGGUUAGGUUACAAUGUAUCAGUGCGCCAUUCAAAACGUUCCUUGUGCA
Varroa destructor (honeybee mite) is the source of this 7720-nucleotide messenger RNA. Its product is annotated as cell adhesion molecule Dscam1-like. Gene Ontology annotation, biological process: synapse organization; homophilic cell-cell adhesion. Gene Ontology annotation, cellular component: plasma membrane; neuronal cell body; axon. Lineage: Eukaryota; Metazoa; Arthropoda; Arachnida; Mesostigmata; Varroidae. The record is from RefSeq and is a predicted model, not a curated record. Gene Ontology annotation, molecular function: protein binding; axon guidance receptor activity.